Molecule: messenger RNA, 755 nt
Organism: Didymodactylos carnosus
Lineage: Eukaryota; Metazoa; Rotifera; Eurotatoria; Philodinida; Philodinidae
Source: the annotation of a GenBank genome assembly
UCCAUUAUCAGUCGAUCAUUAUACACCAUUCGAUAGCCCUUUUCAAGAGCUACAUGUCUGACGGUUCAAAUUUGAAAAAGCUCAUUUUCGGCUUUUUGGCCAAAUGUCCGCUUGAAUGCCCACUGUGUGGCAUUGGUGAAGUUGUGCAAAUAGAUGAAUCGUUAUUUCGUGGCAAGCGCAAGUAUAAUCGCGGCCGGCAAUUACUGGGCAAUCGUAGAAACGCAACGACAGCCUCCAACAACAACAACAACAACGGCCUCGUACAAUACCCAAGUUCGACGUCCAGUGAUGAUUCAGAUUCCAGUACUGUUCAAACAAAUAACAACCGCAAUUAUGGGACAAGAGUUGAUGGUCCCUGGAUAUUCGGAAUUGCGCAGCCAACGGCAGAGGGAUACGAGGCCCGUUUUUUCCAUGUACAACGACGUGAUGCUGCUACACUACUUCCAAUUAUCUGGAAAAAUGUUUAUCGUGGCACCACAAUUUGGUCAGACGAAUGGAAAGCUUAUUGUCGUCUACAAACAACAUACGGGUAUGACCAUCAAACGGUGAACCACUCACAAAAUUUUAUCGAUCCACACACGGGCUGCCACACGCAACUUAUCGAAUCGUUAUGGGGCGCAAAAACAAAGAUUCUUAGAACAAUGCGAGGAACAACUUUAUUGGACUCACAUCUGGCCGAAUUCUGGUAUCGUUCUGUUCAUAAGUCAAUGUUUCCAUCUAUUUUGAAUGAUAUUCGACAUUAUCGUACAAAAUAA